AUGAGCAUAUUCAUAAAUGAUCCUUACAUCCGGCUGCCAUUUACAUUACCCCAAGAAAUCGACCCUUUCUUUCUCCUCUGGUUUUUCAUCUUCAUCACUUCAAAACUCAAACAAAAUCCUGACCUAAUCAAAGCUUAUGUUGGGUUAAGUAGUUUAUGCACAUUCAAGAUUCACCAUGGGGUUAUGUUCACAAAAUACCUAGGAAGACGUUACGUUGGUGGGAGUAUUGACUAUGUUGACUACGUAGACAUGGACGAGUUUUUUGUACAUGAGUUAGACGAUAUGUUGAAGGAGAUAUGUUAUAUCAACGGUGAGCCUACCUACUACCACUUCUUGAUUCCAGAGAUUGAAAUCGAUUAUGGGUUACUUCCUCUAGGUAACGACUCAGACGUACUUUUGUUAAGUAAGCAUGUCGCUAAUCACAAAAAGAUUAUGGUGUAUACUGAACAUGGAACUACUAGACUCCAUACAUACUUUAUGUCUCCAAAUAAGCUUGUAUUAGAAGAAAUCAAUGAGCCUAUUUCUCCUGAACUCAAUCGAAAAAGGUCUGUUGUACCUUUUGGACAUUUUAAUAGAGAUGUAGUGAAAGAUGAUGGAGUUCAGCCUGCAAGUGAGAAGCUUAACAAAGUCCAAGAUGUUGGUUCUUCAGAAGACUUUGAUCAUUUCUUUUAUAUGGAUCAUAAUGAUUACCAACAGAUGGGGGACAAUGACUACCAACAAAUCGGGGACAAUAAAGAAAUUGGGGAUGUUAUUAGUGAUGAGAGUAGUACUGAUGGAAGUAUAAGCGAUGAUAGUGACUUUUUAGUAGAUAAACUUAAUAUGGUGGAGGAUGUAGAAGUGAAUAUGAAAGACUUCCACAGUGGUGUUUAUUCUUUUCCAAAUCUGGAUAACCACCAAUCAUUCAAUGCACCUGAUGUCACGGUUGAUGAGGAUUUGGAGUGA
Messenger RNA from Lactuca saligna, 942 nucleotides. The record is from the annotation of a GenBank genome assembly. Lineage: Eukaryota; Viridiplantae; Streptophyta; Magnoliopsida; Asterales; Asteraceae.